Molecule: messenger RNA, 2585 nt
Organism: Scleropages formosus (Asian bonytongue)
Lineage: Eukaryota; Metazoa; Chordata; Actinopteri; Osteoglossiformes; Osteoglossidae
Gene: mstnb
Product: myostatin b
Exons: 4
Coding region: 495-1646 (383 amino acids)
Cellular component (GO): extracellular region
Molecular function (GO): growth factor activity; cytokine activity
Source: RefSeq, a predicted model, not a curated record
UGGGAUUUGAACCUGUAGGUCCAAAGGCGCCAGUUCUAACCACUACAUGACAAACUGCCCUGUUAAUAUAAUCUGUUGUUGAAUAUUUUAAUGCGUGUUUUGUCGUUCAUGCAUUUUAAUACGGGGAAGGAGAAACUGACGAAAUCUGACAUACCUCAGACAAAAUCUGCUUGUAACGAUGUACCGAUCACAGGCCUCUGGGAAAGGCUGUGCUUCGGUCUCUCCGUAAGCUUCUCUGUUUGCGACUGAUCUCGGAUGAUGGGUCACAAUGUUAAGGGCUGAACCAGGACUCGGUCAAAGGACGUUAUGUUGUUGAUGUUCGCUGGAAUGGACUUUCACGUUGCUCACUGCUUUCGGGGAUAAAGCACCGUAUGGCGAGGGCGGCCUGCGCUCCGUGUGCCCACAGGGGCUUCAGAGCAGCAACAGCAGCACGUCAGCUCAAACACGGCAGGAAAAAAGCGUGACGAUGUAAACAAACACACGUUCUGAUCAAAAUGUCAUAUUCUAGUAAUACGUGUUUCAUCGCGUCCUCGUUGCUCCCAAAGGAAUGUUUAGUGGUCGGGAAGGGCGCCGUGGAGCUGGAGGAAUGUCAUCGACAGAAGGCUGCAGGGACGAGCCCUGGGGACGCGGAGCAGUGCUCCAGCUGCGAGGUCCGGCAGCACAGCAAGCUGCUGCGGCUGCACGCCAUCAAGGCGCAGAUCCUGAGCAAACUGCGCCUCAAGCAGGCGCCCAACAUCAGCCGCGACGCCGUGAAGCAGCUGCUGCCCAAGGCGCCCCCGCUGCAGCAGCUGCUCGACCAGUACGACGUGCUGGGCGACGACAACAAGGACGUGGUGCUGGAGGACGACGAGGACCACGCCACCACCGAGACCAUCAUGGCCAUGGCCACGGAGCCCGACCCCGCGGUCCAGGUGGAUCGCAGACCGAGGUGCUGCUUCUUCUCGUUCAGCCCGAAGAUCCAGUCGAGCCGCGUGGUGAGGGCGCAGCUCUGGGUGCACUUGAGGUCUGCGGAGGAGGCCACCACGGUGUUCCUGCAGAUAUCCCGCCUGAAACCGGCCACCGACGGCAGCAGGCAUGUGAGAAUCCGCUCGCUGAAGAUUGACGUGAAGGCCGGGAUCAACUCUUGGCAGAGCAUAGACGUGAAGCAGGUCCUCCAAGUGUGGCUGAGGCAACCCGAGACCAACUGGGGCAUCGAGAUCAACGCCUUCGACUCAAAAGGAAACGAUUUAGCGGUCACUUCUGCAGAACCGGGAGAAGAGGGACUGCAACCGUUCAUGGAGGUGAAAAUAUCGGAGAACCCGAAGCGGCUGAGGAGGGACUCGGGCCUGGACUGCGACGAGAACUCUCCGGAGUCGCGCUGCUGCCGUUACCCGCUCACCGUGGACUUCGAGGACUUUGGCUGGGACUGGAUUAUCGCGCCCAAGCGCUACAAGGCUAACUACUGCUCCGGGGAGUGCGAGUACAUGCACCUGCAGAAGUACCCGCACACGCACCUGGUGAACAAGGCCAACCCCCGGGGCACGGCAGGGCCCUGCUGCACGCCCACCAAGAUGUCGCCCAUCAACAUGCUCUACUUCAACAGGAAGGAGCAGAUCAUCUACGGCAAGAUCCCCUCCAUGGUGGUGGACCGCUGCGGCUGCUCAUGAGUGUGCCGGCCGGGAGGGGGUGGGAGCAGCUCCCGUGCCGGUCUGGACUCCUGCGGGCUUCCGAAUGACUUUGUCUGUCAGUGCUUCUCGCUACGUUUCUCCCGAAAACUUUGUGCAAUAGAACCGCAGUAGCAGCAAGAACCUCUCGGCCGUCGGGUGGAGUUUCGACCCGCAGGCGAAGGUGGCGAAGCCUUCGCUUGGACUUGGAGGCUGGAAGUGGCGGAAAAAGGCUACAGCAUCUCCCGGCAAAGAUCUGUUCUACUUCUUUUUUUUUUUUUUUUUUUUUUUUCUUUUUCCACGCGUGCAGACACACACAGUGAACAGCGAAACACUCCGAGACACACGCUUCAUCACGCAGCAGCCUGGGCAGCCCGCAUUACCGAUCGUCAGACGAGCGACGCGUCCGAGGGACACCGAGAGGUCUCGCGUGCGUUCGGCAAAGGACCGGAAACGGAGCGGAGGGUUUGAGCGGUCCUCGCUCGGACGUCACCGAUCAUUAACGCGCCGUCUGCAGUAUAACCCGAACGAGACGUACCCCACGGCUUUACCGUAACAUUGCCACCCGUCUGCCCAAUGCACUUGAAUUUGGGUCAAUCAGAAUUACUGGACCGAAGGACUUGAAUCCGAAGCACUACGAAUGCAGUCUACGCUGUAAGAUGUGUACGAGGCAGAGACACACAAACCUUAUGAAUGUUAAAACCACGCUCAAACUCUGUCUUCCUAUAACAAUACCGUUUGCACUAUGGCAGACCAAUAGAGAGAAUUGGUUGCUACGAAAAGUUGUAAAAACUGAUUUUGAUACGUUUGCUAAUUUGAAUCGUCUACAUGCAUUGUUCCUGCUAGUCGUUUCCUUUUGUAGACGCUGCUGGUAAAUGUAUAAGACAACGCACUAGCAAAAAAGGUGUACAAUAACAAAAGUCUAUAUAUCUGUUACGCAAA